CUUGUAAAAAUUUACCAGAACCUAUAUUGAUUAUAAGAUUUAAUGAUGCUUAAGAGUCAGCAAAAUUAUGAACUUUCAAUGUUUGCAGCCACCUCUGCAGUAAGCAGUAUUUUUUCGUUUGAAUUAUUUGCAGAAAACCAUGAUGUUUUUAUACAUUCCCAUGUCUUCGAGAAUACGCUAUUACCAGAUAACAUUGGCAUUGAAAUUUUUCAACAAUUUUCAUCAUCUUUUAAAGUUGAAAGGAAAAUGUACACAACAGAUGAAACUCUCUUUAUAUGAUUUUGUGGUUGAAUUAUCGUGAAAUAUUUCUUCUUAAACUGAGACUGGUAACAGCACUUCUCUACUUCACUACCAGGAAUAUACACAAGAUAAAUGGAUUCAUUUUUUUUUGUUGGUUCCUUAUUACCAGUCAAGGUUUUGUCACAAAAAAAUCAUCUUGGAAUAAUUAUCCCAGAAAUCCUUAAAUCUCAAUAAAAUCUGCUUAUGAUUGUCUGCAGCAUUUUCAAAUAUUGACAGGAUCUAAGGUGAUGGAAAAAUAGUUGAAGAAGUAUAUAUCAGGAAUAAAAUAUGAAGAAAAAUAUCCAUAUAUUGUGGUGACAGAAUAAAAAAAAAUUAUGGCAAAUGAAUUCUGUGAGAACCAGGUGAAAUAUCAAACACAAUCAAGAUGGAUCGAUUCUGACGAGAUGCUAAAACAGAUUGAUAAAACAGCAUUCCACUGUUGUGUCUGUAAGAAGUCAUUCUCUCAGGAAAGUGACCUAAGUAGACAUGAACACGUUCAUACAGGAGAGAAACCAGAUCAUUGUGAUAUCUGUGGUAAAUUGUUUUCUCAGGAUGGGGAAUUAACUGUGCAGAAAUAUAUUUACAAAGAGGAGAGUCUAUAUCACUGUGAUACUUGUGGCAUAUCAUUCUCUAAAAGCAUUGACCUUAAAACUCACAUGCGUAUUCAUACAGGAGGUAGACAAUAUCACUGUGAAACUUGUGGUAAAUCAUUCUCUGGAUCAAGUAAUUUAACUCGGCACAAACGUAUUCAUACAGGGGAGAAGCCAUUUUGCUGUGGUAUAUGUGGAAAAGCUUUCUCUCGAAGUGGCUGCUUGAUUAUUCACAAACGUGUACAUACUGGAGAAAAGCCAUAUCACUGUGACAUCUGUGGUAAAUCAUUUACUGAUAAAGGAACCGUAGUUUCUCAUAAACGUAUUCAUACAGGAGAAAAGCCCCAUUACUGUGAUAUCUGUGGUAAAUCAUUCUCUGGGAAAAGUAACUUAACUAAACACAGACAUACUCAUACGGGAGAGAAUCAACAUCAUUGUAAUAUCUGUGACAAAUCAUUCUCUCGAAGUAGUGACUUAACUGCCCAUAAAUAUAUUCAUACAGGAGAGAAACCACAUCACUGUAAUGUCUGUGGCAAAUCAUUCUGUCGAAUAACUGACUUAACUGUACACAACCGCGUUCAUACAGGAGAAAGGCCACAUCACUGUGAUAUCUGUGGUAAAUCAUUCACUGGAAAAGGUAACUUGACCAAACACAAACAAAUUCAUACAGGAGAGAAACCAUAUCACUGUGAUAUCUGUGGCAAAUUGUUAUCCCGACUAAGUCAUUUAACUGGACACAAACGCAUUCAUACAGGGGAGAAACCAUAUCACUGUGAUGUUUGUGGUAAAUUUUUCUCUUAUAAUGUUGACUUAACUACUCACAAACGCAUUCAUACAGGAGAAAAGCCAUUCCACUGUGAUACCUGUGGUAAAUCAUUCUCUAGAAGUGGUGAAUUGACUACUCACAAGCGCAUUCAUACAGGAGAGAAGCCAUAUCUCUGUAAUAUAUGUGGUAAAUCAUUCUCUGUCAAAUCCAGUUUAACUACUCACAAACGUAUACAUACAGGGGAGAAGCCAUAUAGCUGUGAUAUCUGUGGCAAAUCAUUCUGUGGAAGUGGUAAACUGACUACUCACAAACGUAUUCAUACAGGAGAGAAGCCAUAUCACUGUGAUAUCUGUGGUAAAUCAUUUUCUCAAAGUUGUGAAUUAACUACUCACAAACGUGUACAUACAGGAGAUAAGCAAUACCAUUGUGAAAUUUGUGGUAAAUCAUUCUCUCAAAUAGGUCACUUAAGUGGACACAAGCCCAUUCAUACAGGGGAGAAGCCGUUUCACUGUGAUAUCUGUGGUAAAUCAUUCUCAAGAAAUAGUGACUUGACUGUGCACAAGCGUAUUCAUACAGGAUACAAGCCAUAUGAAUGUGAUAUCUGUGGUAAGUCAUUCUCUAGGAAAGGUGACGUAACUACACACAAGCGUGUUCAUACAGGGGAGAAGCCGUAUCACUGUGACAUUUGUGGUAACUCUUUCUCUGUGAUGUGUAGCUUAACUAAACACAAACGCAUUCAUACAGGAGAGAAACCAUAUCAUUGUGAUAUUUGUGGUAAAUCAUUCACGGGAAGUGGUGAUGUAACUGUUCACAAACGUAUCCAUACAAGACAAAAACCAUAAAUAUUAAUGGGAUAUGUAGUAAACCAUUCUUUGUUACAUCAUAUAGCUUAACUACUUAUAAAUUUAUUCAUACAGGAAAGAAGCUGUAUUGUGAAUUCUAUAACAAUUUUUCUUCUCCAAAAUGUGACUUAAUUAAGCACAAAUAUACAACAAAAAUGCUUUUUCAGACAUUCCUGAUCUUGGUCAUUCUCAGAAAAUGCUAUAAUUAUAGAGCUACGGAGAUGUACUUGCAUAGCAAGUGACCUGAUCUGAGAUCGUGUGCUGGAACAAAAACAAUUGCAGCGUGGAAGGUCUUUAUAAGCCAUUUAAGAAACACACAAAAACCGU
Octopus sinensis (East Asian common octopus) is the source of this 2804-nucleotide messenger RNA. RefSeq names its product zinc finger protein 260-like. The transcript is spliced from 3 exons. Gene Ontology annotation, molecular function: DNA-binding transcription activator activity, RNA polymerase II-specific; RNA polymerase II cis-regulatory region sequence-specific DNA binding. The record is from RefSeq and is a predicted model, not a curated record. Gene Ontology annotation, cellular component: nucleus. Gene Ontology annotation, biological process: regulation of transcription by RNA polymerase II. Lineage: Eukaryota; Metazoa; Mollusca; Cephalopoda; Octopoda; Octopodidae. Bases 615 to 2477 code for a protein of 620 amino acids.